CAAACUACUGCAAAACCAAAACCAAAACAACACAUAUAUCUACUACUACCUGUAGCUAACCCUUCACGCAUAAAGUCAUCCCAAAUUUAAACUCAACUCCAUCAAAUAAAUACUCAACAUCAAGCUUAAUUGGGAUCCCAAAAUAAUUAAAAUGCCAAAGGAAUUUGAUCAUCAUCAUCAUCAGCUCCUCCACUCCAAAUUCUCACUCUUCCUUCUCUAUCUUCUCUCACCCUCAAUAGGUUCAACAACCGCAGUAGCGGCACCAAUCGGAAUCUGCUACGGCCGAGUAGCCAACAACCUCCCACCACAGGCCGCCGUCCUCCAAAUCCUUCAAACCAACAACAUCUCAUCCGUCCGUCUCUUCAACACCGACCCCGCCACCCUCCAAUCCUUCUCGUCCACCCCAACAAUCCGCCUCACUAUCGGGGUCCCCAACGAGCUCCUCCCCACCCUCGCCUCCGCCACAGUCCUGGCUGCCCUCGCCUGGCUCCAAUCCAACAUCCUCGCCCACAUCCCCCCCAACCAAAUCCACUACCUCGCCGUCGGCAACGAGGUCUUCCUCAAAGACCCUUACUACAUCCCCCACGUCCUUCCCGCCAUUCUCAACCUCCACCAAGCCCUCCAAACCCUAGGCCUCUCCCAAACCAUCAAGCUCUCUUCCCCGCAAGCCGCCUCCGUACUAUCCGCCUCCUACCCUCCCUCCUCCGCCUCCUUCGACCCCUCCCUCCAACCCUCUCUCCUCCCCCUCCUCCACUUCCUCCGCGACACAAACUCUCCCUUCAUGGUCAACUCUUACCCCUACUUCAGCUACUUAAGCAGCCAUCCCUUCGUCUCUCUCGAUUACGCGCUCUUUCGAGCUUCCGGCGCCGGUGAGGUCGUUCUGGACGGUGGGUUGGCGUAUAGUAAUCUCUUCGACGCGAGUGUGGAUGCGUUUGUGAGUGCGAUGGAGAGGGAGGGAGUUGCCGGCGUGCCUGUGGUGGUUUCGGAGACAGGUUGGCCGACACGUGGAGGGGAGGCGGCGAGCAUUGAAAAUGCACUGGCGUAUAAUGCUGAGGUGGUGAGGCGGGCUGUGGAAGGGGUUGGGACGCCCAGGAGGCCAGGGGUGGGCGUGGAGGUUUUCUUGUUUGACCUGUUUGACGAGAAUGAGAAAGGAGGUGAGGAGUACGAGAAGCAUUUUGGAAUUUUUGGGCCUGAUGGGCUUAGGGCUUACGGGCUUAGUUUUAAAUGA
Molecule: messenger RNA, 1228 nt
Organism: Prunus mume (Japanese apricot)
Lineage: Eukaryota; Viridiplantae; Streptophyta; Magnoliopsida; Rosales; Rosaceae
Product: glucan endo-1,3-beta-glucosidase-like
Biological process (GO): carbohydrate metabolic process
Molecular function (GO): hydrolase activity, hydrolyzing O-glycosyl compounds
Source: RefSeq, a predicted model, not a curated record